Molecule: messenger RNA, 1929 nt
Organism: Chinchilla lanigera (long-tailed chinchilla)
Lineage: Eukaryota; Metazoa; Chordata; Mammalia; Rodentia; Chinchillidae
Gene: Dnajb7
Product: DnaJ (Hsp40) homolog, subfamily B, member 7
Biological process (GO): positive regulation of proteasomal ubiquitin-dependent protein catabolic process; protein refolding
Cellular component (GO): cytosol; endoplasmic reticulum membrane
Molecular function (GO): Hsp70 protein binding; ATPase activator activity
Source: RefSeq, a predicted model, not a curated record
AACACAGUGGACUAUUAUGAAGUUCUAGGAGUACAGAGAUAUGCUUCACACGAGGAUAUUAGAAAGGCUUAUCAUAAAGUAGCACUUAAAUGGUAUCCUGAAAAAAAUCCACAAAAUAAAGAAGCAGCAGAAAGAAAAAAAAAAAAUUUCAAAGGAGUAGCUGAAGCAUGUGAAGUACCAAAUGAUGAAAAGCGGGACAUUUCUGAUAACUAUGGCAAGCUAGGGUUAAAUCGCAGAGGUGGAAGUGACUUUGACGAUGAGCAAGAUUAUGGCUCCACAUUCUGUAAGCCAGAGGAUGUUAAAGAAAUGUUUGGUGAAAAGGACACAUUUUCAUUUGACUUCUUUGAAGACUCUCUUGAAGAUCUUUUAAAUAGUCCAAGAAGCUCAAAUGGAAGCAGAAACACAAACGGAGGUGCAGGAUUCUUUUACUGUACUUCCAGUGAACAUUCAGUUUUUGAGACAUUUUCUUCAUUUGAUACAGGAUAGUCUUACGGUUCACUGGGGCAUGAGAGUCUUACUUCAUUCCCUUCCUUGGCAUUUGAUGAUACCAAGAUGGGCAGUUACAUGUAUGUUACAACUUCAGGCAAGAUUGAUAAUGACAGAAAUAUUAAUUCAAACAAAAAUAUUGAGAAUGAUCAAGAAAGAGAAGCCAAAGAUGAUCUUGAGUUGAAAUUUCUCCUUGUAAAUGACAUGGGAGGCAAAGAGGACUUUGCAGAAGAAUACAGCUGGAGAAAACAUUCAUUCAAUGAUUAUUCAUCAAAUUCCCACAGCCCCAAGCAUGUGUCUCAGUAUACUUUCAUGAAGAAUGAUGAGCAAGCUAUACCUUGGGUCCCUAGCAACUGGGGUUCCUCUAUUUUCUCAGUAGGAUUCAAAGAAGGUGGUAAGAGGGAAAAAAUGAAGCACAAAGAGGUACAAAAGUCAGCCAAAAGGAAUCACUAAAAUGACUCUUCAGACAUAUUAUGAUAACAUUUGAACAUGAGUCUGUGUUUUGGUUAGUCACAGUUUUAAGAAUAACCCUUGUUUAAUAUUGUGUAAGGGUGUGUCUUUAACAUUUUAAGCAGGUUUGUGGACAUUUGGUUAGUAGUUAUUUGGAUUAGGAGUGUCAGAGAAAGAUGAAUUUGUGAUGACAACUGGUGAUGUUAAGAUUGGAAACCUGCAGUAUUUUUUACUUUACCUUAUUUAUCAUGUCUCUUUUUUUAGGCAGGGUCUCACUAGGUAGUGCAGUCUGGCCUUGAACUUGCUUAUGCAGCCCAGGCUGGCCUUAAACUCAGUAAUCCUUCUGCCUCAGCCUCCCAAGUGUUGGGAUUACAGGCGUGCACCACCACACUCAUUUUAGAAAUCUGUCUUUAGCAGAGUUUAUGACCUAUGUCAUUUUUUGACCUAAUUAAAACCUCUGAACAAACUUGUGAAAUACAUAUAACAUUAGGAGAUAAAAAAUGUACUAUGAUACGUAGAUUCAGACUAUGAAAUUAUUCGGGAGAUGCCUUGGAAGCAAAGGAUUUGAUAUAUAUAACUUAAUGAUAUAUAAGUAUUUUAAAUUAAAAAUAGCCAGAUUUAUAUUUGUAUAAACAUGUUAUACUAUUUACAAUAGUCAAGAAGUGAAAGUAAGCCAAAUUCCAGAAACAGAUGAAUAAACUACACAUACCCAAUGGGGGGACAGCCUUAAAAAAAGAAAAUCGUGUUAUAUGCCACAACAUAGAUGAGCCUUCAGGAUAUUAUGCUAAUUCAAUAAAUGAGGUAUCUAAAGUAGUCAAAUUCAUAGUGAUAGAAAAGUAGAAUAGUAAUUAUCAGAACUGAAAAGAGGGAAGUAGUUACUUAAUGGGUAUGAAGCUUCAGAUUGGCAAAACAAAUGUUUCAAUGUGAAUAUACUCAAUACUAUUACUUAACAUGGUUAAAUUUUAUGUAAUGGGUAUUUUACAAAUUUUUUUU